AUGUUCAGAAAGGAUCCAGAGAAAACUCAACUGGUCACCGAGAAAGGCACCAUGUAUAGCAUCACCAUGGAAAGUGUGUCCACAGAUGAGAUAAUGCAGAUGGAGAAGGACAGAAACAUCCAUCAUUGCCAUGACAACUGCCAGGCUACGGAGGACAGGGAGCGGGAGAAGCAGUUGGCCAGGAAGAGGCUCUAUGUGGUCUCGGCUGUUUGCUUGGUCUUCAUGAUCGGAGAGAUCCUGGGUGGUUACUUUGCGGGGAGUCUGGCGGUGAUGACAGACGCCGCCCACCUGCUGGUAGACUUCGCCAGUUUCAUCAUCAGCCUGGUGUCUCUGUGGCUCUCGUCCAGACCCGCCACACGCACACUCAGCUACGGCUGGCAUCGUGCAGAGAUCCUGGGCGCUCUCCUCUCGGUGGUGACCAUCUGGCUUGUGACAGGUGUGUUGGUCUACCUGGCCGUGCAGCGGCUCAUCAGAGAUAAUUACGAGAUCGAGGGGACCAUCAUGCUCAUUACCUCAGGCUGCGCUGUGCUUGCAAACAUCAUUAUGGCUUUCACCUUGCACCAGUCCGGGCAUGGGCACAGCCACGGGGGCCUCAGUAGCGGGCACAGCCACAGCCACGGCAACAACGACAAGGGCAACCAUGGUCACAGCCACGCGGUGAGUGAUAGGCACGGGCACAGCUGCAAAAGUAACCACUCACACGGUAACGGUAACCAGGAAAACCAUUCCCAUGGAAACGGCGAUUUGGAGCAGCAUGGUGGGGUGGACGUUCAGCAGUAUGAGUUGUCGGAGUCACGACCUCAGGCCAACGCCAGCGUGCGUGCUGCCUUCGUGCACGUGGUGGGAGACCUGCUCCAGAGCAUCAGCGUGCUGGUCAGUGCCAUCAUCAUCUUCUUCAAGCCCGAAUAUAAGAUAGCUGACCCUAUCUGUACGUUCCUGUUUUCCAUAUUUGUCCUGGGAACCACCAUCACCAUUCUGAGAGACAUCUUGACGGUCCUCAUGGAAGGCACCCCAGCUGGAGUGAAGCACGGUGAGGUGAGGGAUCGGCUGCUGGCAGUGAAGGGGGUGAAGUCUAUCCAUAGCCUCCAUAUCUGGGCCCUGACUAUGAACCAGACGGUGCUGUCAGCACACGUGGCUAUAGAUGACUUAGUGGAUGCCCAGCCAGUUCUAAGGGAGAUGAACCAAACUUGCUUCUCCAACUACAACUUCCAUUCAGUCACCAUACAGCUGGAACAACAGGCUGACCAGAAGCCUGGGUGUAGCCUGUGUGACGACCCCAAAAUCUAGACGUCUGUUUAAGCCCAUUGGAGAGGCCAGGAGCCCAGAAGAAUAAGCUACCAAACCAGGAUUUAGUUGUAACCUGGACAGGCUUUUGGCCAGUGCUUGACUUGGCCAGGAACAUGCUGGAACUGAGUUAUAGCACCUCACAUAUUCUACUGCUUGAGUUCCUGCACCUCUUAGAGAAUAUUGGCUUAAAAUAUUCAGUGGUGUAAAGUACUUAAGUGAAAAUAUUUUUUAAGUAAUACUUAAGUUGU
Messenger RNA from Oncorhynchus masou masou (cherry salmon), 1535 nucleotides. Its product is annotated as proton-coupled zinc antiporter SLC30A8-like. Lineage: Eukaryota; Metazoa; Chordata; Actinopteri; Salmoniformes; Salmonidae. Gene Ontology annotation, biological process: response to glucose; response to zinc ion; zinc ion transmembrane transport. The record is from RefSeq and is a predicted model, not a curated record. The transcript has 8 exons. Gene Ontology annotation, molecular function: zinc ion transmembrane transporter activity. The coding region runs from base 1 to 1287 and encodes 428 amino acids. Gene Ontology annotation, cellular component: plasma membrane.